AUGCCAAUGGACGGUGGGUCCUCGUCUCUGUAUCCACGCGUGUUUAGUACACCGAAUCUGUCCGACGAAUGGUGCGAACGUGAUUGGCGUGUAGUGGCGUGCUUGGGUACGCCUCGCACCGAACGGAGUCACAGUGAUGCCGAAAACGAAUCACCCCCGCCGGAUGGGAACCGCAACAACGGCCCCACCCACGUAGAGGACAAAGUCGGCAGUGAUGCUCGCCAGCGACGCUUCGACCACUUCACCCUGGCGACCGCGAAAUCCUAUCAUCCACCCGGAAUGGUUCAGGAUAGAAACAUUGGCGAAAUUAUUCUCCCGCCGAUACUGCAAGCACACACCACUGGGCUGUCCCUUGGUGCUGGCGGCAACCGCAAUAACAAUCAGAACAAUAUUUUUUACCCAAAACACGUUCUCCGACGGUCGUCUCCGCCAGGAUCGUGGUCUCCGACGGCCACUACCGCUACCAGCAGUGACACCUUUCACGUGCUUCCCGCCGCGGUUCCCGAAGAAGCCGCAUCGGAAUUGGAGUAUAGUACUGCCCGUCCCGACGAGAAUUUACCAACGGAGAAUUCUCUACCGAGUGAACCUUUGGGCGCACGAAGUCACGAGCAGAGACAACAGGCCGCGCAGCAAGUCGUCAACGAAUUGUUGGGGAUGCUCGUCGUUCCCAAUGUUUGGAGCCACGUUGCAACUCCCCCUCACACUGCCGGGCUCCAUGCCCACAAGCCGUCACCGCCACCACCGGUCACGACUUCGCCCAUGCGCACUUCCCGGUCUCCAUCACCACAACGACGACCCAUUUUUAGUCCCCUGGUACACAAACACGCUAGCGAAAACAGUUUUGAUGUGUCCACCGUCGGAAUGGACGACGAGGAAGAUGGUGUCUCGGUGGGAGUGGAGGGUCACUUUGCCCGUCUCACCACGAACGACCGAGCCCUGUCGCUGCCCACUAAAUCAUACACGGCGACGGCCAAUUUACCCCGCAAACCCUCCUUGAAGCGCGUUUCUUCCAUUCCCUGUUGCAAGCCGCAAAACCAGUUCGGUAGCGUCCCCUCCGAUCUGGACGGACCGGAUCUGAAACGCACCGUCAGUUUCGGCACACUCGAAACCCGCGAGUUUUCGAUCGAGCUGUCCGAUCACCCGAGUUGCUCGUACGGGCCUCCGAUUCAGUUGGGUUGGGACUACCACGAUCAGGAAACGCGCAACGUGGACGAGUACGAAACAUCCCGCGUGCCGCGCCGGCACGUCUCGGAUAUGAUCCUCUCCUACAACGUCCGACGGUAUCUGUUGUUGAAACGUGCCGGCUACACGCCGGCGGAACUGCGCGACGCCAUGCGGCAAGUCGACAAGGUCAAGCGCGAACGUAUCCUGACGGACCUCUUCUGGCCCGUGGCCGGUCUCGACGAAACGUUGGAAGAAGUCGUGCUGCGGAUCAAACAAGUCUUUGGACACGGCGAGGAAUCUUUGCAAUUUUAG
Molecule: messenger RNA, 1476 nt
Organism: Phaeodactylum tricornutum CCAP 1055/1
Lineage: Eukaryota; Bacillariophyta; Bacillariophyceae; Surirellales; Neidiaceae
Exons: 1
Coding region: 1-1476 (491 amino acids)
Source: RefSeq, a predicted model, not a curated record